Molecule: messenger RNA, 871 nt
Organism: Laetiporus sulphureus 93-53
Lineage: Eukaryota; Fungi; Basidiomycota; Agaricomycetes; Polyporales; Laetiporaceae
Product: DUF1764-domain-containing protein
Exons: 5
Coding region: 135-794 (219 amino acids)
Source: RefSeq, a predicted model, not a curated record
UCAGCUAGCCGGCUUCUCGUUCGAACGCGCAGCCAAGAGUGUGCUCCGCUGACUUUCGCGGCCUCGAAGACAGCGUUGUCCUCUUCCGGCAAACGACAACAGCCGCCCCGCGUGACUCAGCACCCGCGUCCUUCAUGCCUCCCUCGGAAAUCGACGACAUCUUUGCCUCCAAGGGCAAGCUUGUCCCUGCUUCUGCACUCCCGCCUGAAUCUCACGCUGACAAGAAAAAGAAGAAAAAGAAGAGCGAGAAGAGGAAGCGCGAGCUUGAGGAUGACACAAAGAACGAAAACCCUGCCAAACGCCGUGCACCAGAGACAGUGCUCGACCCAUCUAUCCGCACGCCUGCUGCUGUCUCUCACAGGAGCGAUGCGAAGGUGCACAAGAGUGUAAAGGUGUCGACAAAGAAACCCAAGCUUGACAAGGAGGAAGAAGAGCGCUUCAAAGACUCCAGAGGCUCCGGGCCUAGGCGUAAGACGGAGGAAGGCUUCGCUAUAUAUAAGGUGGACGAGCUCGGUAUCACCGACGAGGGUGGUGACACACCAUUAUGUCCGUUUGAUUGCCAGUGUUAUGUAUGCAAGAUACCCCACGUUCCAUCGAUGUCAUCGCAUGUGUGCAAGUUCCUCAAACGGCUGGAUCAAAUCUGCUCUACCAUUGUACCAUGGCUUCGCAGGGUCAACGUGCACCCGGCAUCGAUCCUCUCUCUCAUGCACUCUGCCAGCUCGUUCACGCGACAGGAUGAUCAUGCAUACACUAUGGGAGGCAGAUCUCUCCUCGUUUGUCUCCAGUCCAUUUGAAAAGCACUUGCACCGAUCGUGCACACGUAGGCUCUAUCGAAGCCUCGUCUACCUCACCAAUGGUUGUGCGAGGUCAA